UGUUCCAUUUGACCCACCUAAAGCUUUCCAGCCGUCAUGGCUGAAUUCGCUGCAAUGGAGGGAAGGCCACGGCGGAGCCCGCUUUUGCGCACAGUGCUUGUGCUCCUCGUCCUGCGCAGCUUUCUUCCCCAGGCUUUCCUCCCCGGCAUCAACUCAGGUCUAUCCAAGCCAGCCAGUCGUGAUGUGCAAGGGGCCACUAGGGCCAUAAACGACGUGCUGCUGCAAGAGAAGGUUGAGACGGUGGAGAGCGUUGAGAGGAGCAGUGAGGAGGCGGAUCAGAGCGUCGAGGAGGACUCGAAGUGGAGCUUGCUCGUGUUUGCAUUGUUCCUGUCUUACGCACUCUGUGACUUGGACAAGGUGAACCUCUCGGUGGCAGUGCUGCCGAUCCAGGAUCGCUUUAGCUUCACGGAGGCGGAGGUGGGCUUUGCUUCGAGCAGCUUCUUCUGGGGCUACAUGUUGACUCAGCUGCCCGGGGCUGCCCUGAUUCAGAGCAUGCCUGGGGGCGCCUUCACCGUGCUGGGCCUCGGGGUCCUGGUGCAGUCCGUGGGCACCGUGGGCACCGCGGCCAUGCAGUACCUCACCGAGCCCCAGUCGGCGCUGUGGCUGCUGUGUGUCAGCCGCGCGCUGGUGGGCCUUGGAGAAGGUCUGGGUGUCCCGGCGGUGGGGGCCUCCCUGGGCACCUUGCCGGACUCCCGGCGCUCCUCCGGCACCAGCCUGGUAUACGCCGGGUCCACCACAGGCGUCGGCCUGGGCCUUUUGCUGUGCCCAUUCCUCAUUGAUCAAUUCGGCUGGCCCUUCGUCUUCUGGGCCUUUGCAGCAGCCGGUCUGGUCUGGACGGCCUGGUGGGCGAUGAUUUGCCCACAGCUGGGCUAUCGGGAAGUCAGCAAAGAAGGAGCUGUGCCUUGGCGGGAGAUGCUGCAAAACCCCAACGUUUGGCCGGUGAUUGCCUGCCACGCCAUGAGCAACAUCGCGUUCUAUUCGCUCUUGACAUGGAUGCCCUCUUUCUUCAGCCGAGGGGUCGGCUUGAACAUCGAGCUCGCCGGCUUUUGCGCGUUUCUCCCAUACCUCUUCGGAGCGAUCGCCAGUGUGGGUGUGGGCAAGUUGGCAGAUCGGCUUCUGGAGGAAGGCUGGGAGAUCCCGAGAUUGCGGAAGACCUUCCAAGGUGUUGCCUUCUUCGGGCCCGCGAUCUGCAUGAUCCUCAAUGCGACCAUCGGCACAUCCUUAGGAACUGUCGGUCAGGUGGGGCUUCUGGUUCUGGCCACCGUGCUGAAAGCGGGGGACCGCGCCGGGCUCUUCUGCACCCACGCCGAUUUGAGCCCCCGCUACUCCGGGGCCCUGCUGGCACUGUCUUCCACAGCAGGAGCCAUCGCCCCCAUUCCGGUGAUUGAGUACAUCGGGCAGCUGAUCGACCAAACUGGGUCGUUUGCCGUUGGACUUUUCGCGCCGGUUGCUGUGGCGCAGAUCCUCGGUGGGAUCAUCUACGUCACCACGGCGAACAACGAGCGCCAGAAAUUCGAUGAGCUUUAAGUCAGAACUUGACCUGGUGAUCCACUUCAUUCCAUUGGCGUCCUUUGGUUUGUGG
Molecule: messenger RNA, 1582 nt
Organism: Effrenium voratum
Lineage: Eukaryota; Dinophyceae; Suessiales; Symbiodiniaceae
Source: the annotation of a GenBank genome assembly